Molecule: messenger RNA, 2867 nt
Organism: Hyalella azteca
Lineage: Eukaryota; Metazoa; Arthropoda; Malacostraca; Amphipoda; Hyalellidae
Gene: l(2)gd1
Product: coiled-coil and C2 domain-containing protein 1-like
Exons: 17
Coding region: 290-2752 (820 amino acids)
Biological process (GO): regulation of transcription by RNA polymerase II
Cellular component (GO): nucleus
Molecular function (GO): RNA polymerase II cis-regulatory region sequence-specific DNA binding; DNA-binding transcription repressor activity, RNA polymerase II-specific
Source: RefSeq, a predicted model, not a curated record
AUGAACUUUCGAUAGUUCAAACUUGGAGAUUGAACUUUCCUCGCAACCAACUCAUCCCCUGCCAUUUUUGUUGCUAAUUAUUAAUUGUGUCGUUCCCAUCAGCCUGCUCACUCGCUUGUCUAACACCGUUUGCACUGAAAAAUAUCAUUAACUUAACUAGGAAAGUCUUGACUGCUAAACUCAGGAGUCUUACCAUGGUUACUUAUAGCUGAUUAAUUCUUGAUUAUAAAUUUUUUAACUCAUUAAAUCUUGUCUACGAAAAACUCGAGAACAUUUUACGUGUGGCAAAAUGUUCUCUUGGAAGAGCGACGACAAAAAGAAGAAGCCCGCCUCACGGAGCGCCCCUCGACCUCCACGCGAUGACGCACGUCUUGCACAAAUGGGUCUUUUGGGCGUGGGUGGACUGGAGGACCUGGUGGACGACAAGGCUGACGAAGGACUGGAGGCUGAGCUGCUCGCCCUCAUGGAGGAGGACGCCCCUCCUCCACCGAGACCUCCUAAGCAACAACAAGUCACUAGAGACAAGGAGAGAGCGGUGCUACCAGAAGGUCUACGGCAGCUGGACAACAUGGUUACUGAAUGCCUCUCAGAAAACUACGACGUUGAAGUCACGUCAGACGAUGAGGACGAUCCUGCUCUAAUGGACGAGCUGCUGGGGCUGAGCGAGACAGCGGCCCCUGAACCAACAAGCGUGGCCCCCAGAGAGCCAACACGCAACGCCCCUGUGAUCCAGCGCCCCUCACCGGCCGCCGCAGGGGUGUCGGUGCUGGCGCUUAGAAUAUUCAGUCGAGGCCUCAAAACCCUAUACCAGAUGAAGAAGAGCCUGGAGGCCGGUAAGGCAAUCAACGAAGAGGACAUCCCUCCUGAAGUGGUGGUCAGGAGUGCGUCUCGUGCCGUCACCCCCACACUUCCCACCCCCGCUGCUACUCCCACGGGACCUCUCAGCCCCGAACAUUUCACUCCAGCGCCUUCCGACCCCGCGACUUUUACCCCGACUCCUGCUUCCCCGAGGGAAAAUUUACCCCCGCCUGAAUUUCCUAGUAGGCCUGCAGCCAACAAAAGUUUUGAAGUGCCCGAAGCCCGGGAUGCCCCUUUAAGAAAAGCCUCUACGUCGUCUCUGCCUCACGCCCUGGCUUUUACUGAAACCGUGCCUCACACGACGACAUCAGUUCCCGCCACCCCUACCGUGAACGCCACCACCGCCGCCCCUGCUCCCGCUCCUGCAGCGAGUGAAGAGUUCGAGAGUGUCCCCGAGCCUCCGCCUGUACCGCCGGGUUCAAUACUUGACGCUCUACAAGACCGGCGUGCGAAAUACGUCGAGCAACUCGAGAAAGCUAAAUCGGAGGGCAACGGGCGCAAGGAGCGGAUGAACGACCGCAUCAUCAAACAGUACGACGAUGCCAUCAAACGCCACAAGCUGGGCAAGCCUGUGGCGUACGGUGACCUGCCAUCACCACCUGGUUUUGCACCUCUCCCUGCCAGCGUGGUCACACCGGCGCCUGGAGCUGUAGCUCCAACCACUCCAGCUGUAGCUCCUACCACUCCAGCUGCUGCUGCUGCUACCACUCCUAUUGCGGCUGUUACUACUCCAGCUACGCCUCCUACAUCAGCUCUUCCUGCACAGGCUCAAACUCCCGGUGGUGAUAGUAAUUCCCCAGCGAAAGUACCUCGUCAACAACCUCCAGGAGUUACUCCUCCAAAACCAAAUGUGCGAGCUGCUCCGAAGUCACGCGUGGAACGCCAGAUGUCCCUCCUCACCAAACGACAGGAUCAGUUCAAGGCGGCUGCUCUAGAGGCCAAGAAGAAAGGAGAAAUAGAACUAGCCAAAGAAUAUCUGCGCAACAGCAAAGGUUUUGAUAACCUAAUUCAGGCAACUGCUGCCGGACUACCUGUAGAUAUGAACACUAUCCCAGUGCCGCCUCAAGAGAAGGCUGCUGGAGGCCCAAGUCUGAACCGAGAAGUGUCUGUGGAUGACGCGUUUGAGGUCAUCAACGCCGAGGACUGUGAUAUGCCUGCGACCAGCACGCCAGCUGACUUGGUCCUCAUCUACACCAAACUUGAGGAGGAUCUCAUCAAGCAAAUCAAGAUGUGCGCCACAACGCGCGAGCACUUCAAAGCAGUCGGGGACGUGGCGAGCUGCAAUCGCUUCGAGCAGCUCAUUGUGAACACGAAGAAGGAACUGGACGCCGUAAGACUUGCCUUCAAGCGAGGAGACAAGCCUCCGCGCUGCCACUACGAAAACCGAAGCUUCUCCAUUGUCGAAUGCAAUACGGAUCUAAACGACAGUGACUGCGAAGUUACAGUGAUGCGUGGCAUUAAUUAUAACGUGCAGAAUCCAACUGACGUCGAUACUUAUGUGAAAAUUGAGUUUCCUUACCCGUCCGAAAACUGCCCCGUGGACAGGACUGGUGUGGUUAAGGACACCAACAACCCAGAAUAUAACCACAAAACUCUGUUCAGCAUCGACCGGAAGACGCGCGCGUUGGCGCGGUGCUUUAAGCGCCAUAGCGUCAAACUCACCGUCCAUGCCAAGGGAGGAUGGUUUUCAAGAGACACCAUCGUGGGCUGUGCCAAAGUCCCCUUAGUCGCUCUGGAGAACCAUUGUACGCUGCACGAUUCAUUUGAUCUGAGUGACGAACGGAAAAAGAUGGUCGGAGGCAAAAUAGAAGUGAAGCUCAGGGUUCGUAAUCCAAUAUUAAGUAAGGAGAUUAGACAGCUAAACGAAAAGUGGCUGGUCAUUGAUGGAUAUUAGCUGUUGACAGAAAUAUUUUAAUAUAAUUGAUUGAUAUUAAAAUUAGACGAGAAGCUUAACUAAUGCAGCAUAAAUAUUACUUAGAAAGAUGAAGUAAUAAAACACUAUAUCGUCA